UCUCAGCACCGAUGGAGGCAGGCUGGAGCUGAAGCAGCGCGGACGAGCCGGUCGCAGUGGAGGAGGGCGGAGCUUCCCAGUAUUCAUGAUGGAGGACAUGGAGCCGGAGCUUUCCCCCGCCCCCUCUGAUCAGAACAGCCCCUCCCCCUCCAUCCCCUCCUCCCCCUCCCUGUCGCUCCCCUCCACCCCCUCGUCCUCCGGAGGCCCCCCAGGCCGUCACCCCCCUCUGGGUGUGAUCAGUGAGGGGGUGGGGGAGCUCAGCCUGGUGAUCGAUGCCGAGGUGGCCCAGCGGGCGUGUCAGGAGGUGCUGCAGAAGGUGAAGCUGAAUCAGGUGGACGGUGAUGUCACCGACCUACAGAACGGGGGGGCGGAGCCAGAACCAGAGCCAGAACCAGAACCAGACCGGGAGCCGGCUCUGAGCAUCCCGGUGAAACCGCUGAAGAUCCGAGAGGAGGCGGUGGACGACCCCGAGGGCCUGGCCCCCGGCUCGGUGAAGAGCGCCCGGCGGCGGCAGAGACACAACCCCUCCAAACAGUCGUGGCUGCUCCGCCUGUUCGAGUCCAAGCUGUUCGACGUUUCCAUGGCGAUCUCCUACCUGCACAACUCGAAGGAGCCGGGCGUCCAGGCGUACAUCGGGAACCGGCUCUUCAGCUUCUCCCACGAGGAGGUGGACUUCUACCUGCCGCAGCUGCUCAACAUGUACAUCCACAUGGACGAGGACGUCGGGGACGCCAUCAAGCCUUAUGUGGUGCACCGCUGCAGACAGAGUAUCUCCUUCAGCCUGCGCUGUGCCUGGCUGCUGGGCGCCUACUCCUCCGACAUGCACAUCUCCACGCAGCGCCACUCUCGAGGGACCAAACUGAGGAAGCUCAUCCUGUCUGACGAACUCAAACCCGCGGGCUCCCGGGCCCGCAGAGACCCCCUGACUCUGACGCCAUUCUGUCCCGUGGCGUCCCCCGGGCCCCUGGGAGGAGAGCACGGCCUGUCGCCCUCCAAACGCACACACCAGCGCUCCAAGUCGGACGCCACCGUCAGCAUCAGUCUGAGCAGCAACCUGAAGAGGACGGCCAGCAACCCCAAGGUGGAGAGCAGCCAGGACGAGGACAGCAGCUCCAGCACGGACAGUCUGGAGUUUAAGACUCGUCCCCCGGUGCGUCUGGCCCCUCAGAGGGAGUUCAUAAAGUCUCUGAUGGGGAUCGGGAAGCGUUUGGCGACGCUGCCGACCAAAGAGCAGAAGACUCAGCGUCUGAUCUCAGAGCUGUCGCUGCUCAACCACAAGCUGCCGGCUCGGGUCUGGCUGCCGACCGCCGCCUUCGACCACCACGUGGUCCGAGUGCCGCACACGCAGGCCGUGGUGUUGAAUUCCAAAGACAAGGCUCCGUACCUGAUCUACGUGGAGGUUCUGGAGUGUGAGAACUUUGAGACGUCCAGCGUUCCCAUCCGGAUCCCGGAGAACCGGAUCCGGAGCACUCGUUCUGUGGAGAACCUGCCGGACUGCGGCAUGACGGCGGAUCAGAGAGCCGGCAGCUUCUCCACGGUUCCCAACUACGACAACGACGACGAGGCCUGGUCCGUGGACGACAUCGGGGAGCUGCAGGUGGAGCUCCCAGAGAUCCACACCAACAGCUGUGAUAACAUCAGUCAGUUCUCAGUGGACAGCAUCACCAGUCUGGAGAGCAAAGAGCCGGUGUUCAUCGCUGCUGGAGACAUCAGGCGGCGUCUGUCGGAGCAGCUGGCUCAGGCCCCCACAACCUUUAAACGGGACCCUGAGGACCCGUCAGCUGUGGCCCUGAAGGAGCCCUGGGAGGAGAAGGUCCGGAGGAUCAGAGAAGGAUCUCCUUACGGUCACCUCCCUCACUGGAGGCUUCUGUCUGUGAUUGUUAAAUGUGGAGACGACCUGAGACAGGAGCUGCUCGCCUCCCAGGUUCUGAAGCAGCUCAAGUGUAUCUGGGAGCAGGAGCGGGUCCCCCUCUGGAUCAAGCCCUAUAAGAUCCUGGUGCUGUCGUCGGACAGCGGGAUGAUCGAGCCCGUGGUGAACGCCGUAUCCCUCCACCAGGUGAAGAAACAGAGCCAGCUGUCUCUGCUGGACUACUUCCUGCAGGAACACGGAGCUCCGACCACCGAGGCCUUCCUGUCGGCUCAGAGGAACUUCGUCCAGAGCUGUGCCGGAUACAGCCUCAUCUGUUACCUGCUGCAGGUCAAAGACAGGCACAACGGGAACAUCCUAAUGGACGCUGAAGGUCACAUCAUCCACAUCGACUUCGGCUUCAUCCUGUCCAGCUCCCCCAAAAACCUCGGCUUCGAAACGUCCGCCUUCAAACUCACCACCGAGUUCGUAGAUGUGAUGGGCGGUCCAGACGGUGACAUGUUUAACUACUACAGGAUGUUGAUGCUUCAGGGUCUGAUAGGAGCCAGGAAACACAUGGAGAAGGUUCUACAGAUAGUGGAGAUCAUGCAGCAAGGGACCCAGCUGCCCUGCUUCCACGGCUCCAGCACCAUGAGAGGCCUGAAGGAGCGGUUCCACAUGAGCCUGACGGAGGAACAGCUGCAGCUGCUGGUGGAUCAGCUGGUGGACGGAUCCAUGAGGUCUCUGACCACCAAGCUGUACGACGGCUUCCAGUACCUCACCAACGGGAUCAUGUGACCCUGUGUGAGUGUGAGUGUGUGUGUGUGAGAGUGUGUGUGAGAGUGUGUGUGCGUGUGAGUGAGAGCAGCCAUGAACAAAUGAAGAGACUGAUGAUCCUGUUUUAUAUCUGGACUGCAGAGACGAUGAGCUCCUCUGUCGGUCCUCCUCUUCUUUUAUUCUCCAAUUCCAGCUUCUUCUUCUUCUUCUUCUUCUUCUUCUUCUUCUUCUUCUUCUUCUUCUUCUUCUUCUUCUUCUUCUUCUUCUAUUCCAACUCCAGUUUUUCUUUCCAUAUUUGGGCAGAUGGCCCUGAUUGGCUGCUCAGACGGACUCUUAGCCAAUCAGAGAGCAGCCCAGUUUUUAGUUUGAAAUGUGAACACUCAGUAGGCAGAAGGGGUCCGUUACCAUGGAAACGGAUGGAGGAACCGCUCAGACUCCUUAAAGGACCACGCUGGUGUUUUUUCAUGUUUAACUGUAAACCACUGAUCCCAAACCAGUUUGUCCUCUGACCAUUAAAACAAACCAGUUUCAUGUCUGAUGAUCAACCAGACUGUUUUUAUUGUUUGAAUUUUAAAGUUUUAAAGUUCAGCACAAAAAGAACUCAUUUCUACAUCUUUAAAUAUAUUCUGUUCAAAAGAUAAAUAUCAGAAACAAUUAGAAUAAAAUAUGAAUAAAUAUGAAAUGUGUCACAGAAGCUAUUUUUCCUUUAAAUAAUAUUAUAAUAAUUCUACCAAAUAUUCAAAGCUUCAUAAUGAUUUUUUUUUCAUGUCUAUUCGUUGUGAUUAUUUGUGCUCCGUCAGAUAAAGAUCCAGUUCCACUAAUAUUAAUAUAUUAAUAUUCCAGCAGUGUCUGAAGGACUGUUUCUGUAAAACCCAAAGGUCAAACUAUAUUUAACAAAAAACAAAUGUUAUAAUUUAUCAUAUUCACAGCCUUUAAAAACAAAAUAUUCAUGACGAGUUCUGAUCAAUAAAGAAAGUUCACUUCAUAAAAAAUACCAAUAAUAACACAUUCAAAUUCUGGAUUUUCUUUUAAGGGGAUAGAAUCAAAUAUGAAGCUUUGAAUGUAAAAAUAAAUAAUAAUCAUUAUUAAUCCCUCAGGUUCACGAUGACGUCACGUUCUCGUGUUUUUACUGAGAGUUCAACCUCGACACAAAAACACUGACGGAACUUGUUUUUUCUGAUUCCAGUUUUUU
Molecule: messenger RNA, 3815 nt
Organism: Anoplopoma fimbria (sablefish)
Lineage: Eukaryota; Metazoa; Chordata; Actinopteri; Perciformes; Anoplopomatidae
Gene: pi4kb
Product: phosphatidylinositol 4-kinase, catalytic, beta
Exons: 13
Coding region: 86-2644 (852 amino acids)
Biological process (GO): phosphatidylinositol phosphate biosynthetic process; phosphatidylinositol-mediated signaling
Cellular component (GO): cytoplasm; membrane
Molecular function (GO): 1-phosphatidylinositol 4-kinase activity
Source: RefSeq, a predicted model, not a curated record